This is a messenger RNA of Knipowitschia caucasica, 3711 nucleotides long. Lineage: Eukaryota; Metazoa; Chordata; Actinopteri; Gobiiformes; Gobiidae. The record is from the annotation of a GenBank genome assembly.
AUGAGGAGGUCAGAGUGUGUGGAGGAGGAGGAGGAGGUCAGAGUGUGUGGAGGAGGAGGAGGAGGUCAGAGUGUGAGGAGGAGGAGGAGGAGGUCAGAGUGUGAGGAGGAGGAGGAGGAGGUCAGAGUGUGUGGAGGAGGAGGAGGAGGUCAGAGUGUGUGGAGGAGGAGGAGGAGGUCAGAGUGUGUGGAGGAGGAGGAGGAGAGUGUGAGGAGGAGGAGGAGGUCAGAGUGUGAGGAGGAGGAGGAGGUCAGAGUGUGUGGAGGAGGAGGAGGUCAGAGUGUGUGGAGGAGGAGGAGGUCAGAGUGUGUGGAGGAGGAGGAGGUCAGAGUGUGUGGAGGAGGAGGAGGUCAGAGUGUGUGGAGGAGGAGGAGGUCAGAGUGUGUGGAGGAGGAGGAGGAGGUCAGAGUGUGUGGAGGAGGAGGAGGAGGUCAGAGUGUGUGGAGGAGGAGGAGGUCAGAGUGUGAGGAGGAGGAGGAGGAGGUCAGAGUGUGUGGAGGAGGAGGAGGUCAGAGUGUGUGGAGGAGGAGGAGGUCAGAGUGUGUGGAGGAGGAGGAGGUCAGAGUGUGUGGAGGAGGAGGAGGUCAGAGUGUGUGGAGGAGGAGGAGGUCAGAGUGUGUGGAGGAGGAGGAGGUCAGAGUGUGUGGAGGAGGAGGAGGUCAGAGUGUGUGGAGGAGGAGGAGGAGGUCAGAGUGUGUGGAGGAGGAGGUCAGAGUGUGUGGAGGAGGAGGAGGAGGUCAGAGUGUGUGGAGGAGGAGGAGGAGGUCAGAGUGUGUGGAGGAGGAGGAGGAGGUCAGAGUGUGUGGAGGAGGAGGAGGUCAGAGUGUGAGGAGGAGGAGGUCAGAGUGUGUGGAGGUGGAGGUCAGAGUGUGGAGGAGGAGGAGGGGGUCAGAGUGUGUGGAGGAGGAGGAGGAGAGUGUGUGGAGGAGGAGGAGGUCAGAGUGUGAGGAGAAGGAGGAGGACAGAGUGUGUGGAGGAGGAGGAGGUCAGAGUGUGAGGAGGAGGUGGAGGUCAGAGUGUGAGGAGGAGGUGGAGGACAGAGUGUGUGGAGGAGGAGCAGGACAGAGUGUGAGGAGGAGGAGGAGGUCAGAGUGUGUGGAGGAGGAGGAGGUCAGAGUGUGUGGAGGAGGAGGAGGACAGAGUGUGAGGAGGAGGAGGAGGAGGAAAGAGUGUGAGGAGGAGGAGGAGGUCAGAGUGUGUGGAGGAGGAGGAGGUCAGAGUGUGAGGAGGAGGAGGAGGACAGAGUGUGAGGAGGAGGAGGAGGACAGAGUUGUGAGGAGGAGGAGGAGGACAGAGUGUGAGGAGGAGGAGGAGGAGGUCAAAGUGUGUGGAGGAGGAGGAGGAGGUCAGAGUGUGAGGAGGAGGAGGUCAGAGUGUGUGGAGGAGGAGGAGGAGGUCAGAGAGUGUGGAGGAGGAGGAGGAGGUCAGAGUGUGAGGAGGAGGAGGUGGAAGUCAGAGUGUGUGGAGGAGGAGGUGGAGGUCAGAGUGUGUGGAGGAGGAGGAGGUCAGAGUGUGAGGAGGAGGAGGUCAGAGUGUGUGGAGGAGGAGGAGGUCAGAGUGUGUGGAGGAGGAGGAGGAGGUCAGAGUGUGUGGAGGAGGUCAGAGUGUGAGGAGGAGGAGGAGGAGGUCAGAGUGUGUGGAGGUCAGAGUGUGAGGAGGAGGAGGUCAGAGUGUGAGGAGGAGGAGGAGGAGAGUGUGAGGAGGAGGAGGUCAGAGUGUGAGGAGGAGGAGGUCAGAGUGUGUGGAGGAGGAGGUGGAGGUCAGAGUGUGAGGAGGAGGAGGAGGAGGUCAGAGUGUGAGGAGGAGGAGGAGGUCAGAGUGUGUGGAGGAGGAGGAGGAGGUCAGAGUGUGAGGAGGAGGAGGUCAGAGUGUGAGGAGGAGGAGGAGGAGAGUGUGAGGAGGAGGAGGUCAGAGUGUGAGGAGGAGGAGGAGGUCAGAGUGUGUGGAGGAGGAGGAGGAGGUCAGAGUGUGAGGAGGAGGAGGUCAGAGUGUGUGGAGGAGGAGGUGGAGAGUGUGAGGAGGAGGAGGAGGUCAGAGUGUGAGGAGGAGGAGGUCAGAGUGUGUGGAGGAGGAGGAGGAGGUCAGAGUGUGAGGAGGAGGAGGUCAGAGUGUGUGGAGGAGGAGGAGGUCAGAGUGUGUGGAGGAGGAGGAGGAGGUCAGAGUGUGAGGAGGAGGAGGUCAGAGUGUGAGGAGGAGGAGGAGGAGGAGGAGGAGGUCAGAGUGUGUGGAGGAGGAGGUGGAGGUCAGAGUGUGUGGAGGAGGAGGAGGUCAGAGUGUGAGGAGGAGGAGGAGGAGGUCAGAGUGUGUGGAGGAGGAGGAGGAGGUCAGAGUGUGAGGAGGAGGAGGAGGUCAGAGUGUGAGGGAGGAGGAGGAGGAGGUCAGAGUGUGAGGAGGAGGAGGAGGUCAGAGUGUGAGGAGGAGGAGGAGGUCAGAGUGUGUGGAGGAGGAGGUGGAGGUCAGAGUGUGUGGAGGAGGAGGAGGUCAGAGUGUGAGGAGGAGGAGGAGGAGGAGGAGGAGGAGGUCAGAGUGUGUGGAGGAGGAGGAGGAGGUCAGAGUGUGAGGAGGAGGAGGAGGAGGUCAGAGUGUGAGGAGGAGGAGGAGGAGGUCAGAGUGUGUGGAGGAGGAGGAGGAGGUCAGAGUGUGAGGAGGAGGAGGAGGAGUUCAGAGUGUGAGGAGGAGGAAGAGGAGAGUGUGAGGAGGAGGAGGAGGAGGUCAGAGUGUGAGGAGGAGGAGGUCAGAGUGUGUGGAGGAGGAGGAGGAGGUCAGAGUGUGAGGAGGAGGAGGAGGAGGUCAGAGUGUGAGGAGGAGGAGGUCAGAGUGUGUGGAGGAGGAGGAGGAGGACAGAGUGUGAGGAGGAGGAGGAGGAGGUCAGAGUGUGAGGAGGAGGAGGAGGAGAGUGUGUGGAGGAGGGAGGUGGAGGUCAGAGUGUGUGGAGGAGGAGGAGGUCAGAGUGUGAGGAGGAGGAGGAGGAGGUCAGAGUGUGAGGAGGAGGAGGAGGAGGACAGAGUGUGUGGAGGAGGAGGAGGAGUUCAGAGUGUGAGGAGGAGGAGGAGGUCAGAGUGUGUGGAGGAGGAGGAGGAGGAGGAGGAGGAGGUCAGAGUGUGUGGAGGAGGAGGAGGUCAGAGUGUGAGGAGGAGGAGGAGGAGUUCAGAGUGUGAGGAGGAGGAGGAGGAGAGUGUGAGGAGGAGGAGGAGGAGGUCAGAGUGUGAGGAGGAGGAGGUCAGAGUGUGUGGAGGAGGAGGAGGAGGUCAGAGUGUGAGGAGGAGGAGGAGGAGGUCAGAGUGUGAGGAGGAGGAGAGUGUGAGGAGGAGGAGGAGGAGGUCAGAGUGUGAGGAGGAGGAGGUCAGAGUGUGUGGAGGAGGAGGUCAGAGUGUGAGGAGGAGGAGGAGGAGGUCAGAGUGUGAGGAGGAGGAGGAGGAGGUCAAAGAAGGAAAGAUGGAGGUGUUUGAAGAUACAGUAGCAUUAGCUGCAACAUCACAACAACAACAAAGUUUAGCUUUUGAUAUGAAUAAAAAGGAGAAUUAUGAUCCUUACCCGACCUCGUCUCCCACCAACGAGCUGCUCAUGUCUGGGUUAGAGGAGGUGCAGGAGGAGGAGGCGCAGGAGGAGGAGGAGGACAGCAGCCGCAGAAGGUCACUGAGCUCCGGGAAAGAAGUGUGCGCAGUGAAGGAGCUGCUGCUGCGGGCUUUAAAGGCACACGGCCCGGCGUGA